Molecule: messenger RNA, 582 nt
Organism: Malus domestica (apple)
Lineage: Eukaryota; Viridiplantae; Streptophyta; Magnoliopsida; Rosales; Rosaceae
Source: RefSeq, a predicted model, not a curated record
AUGGCUAAAGAAGCAGCAGCAUCAGCUGCCUCAUCUUCUUCUCCUCCUUGUUUCACCAAUCAAUGGAAAUACCAUGUAUUCUUGAGUUUUAGAGGCGAGGACACACGCUACAAUUUCACAGGCCAUUUGCGUGGAGCUUUGCGUCAAGAAGGAAUUGACACCUUCAUGGAUGAUUAUCUUUCAAGAGGAGAAGAAAUAUCAACAGCGUUCCUCAAAGCGAUUGAAGAGUCGAGGAUUUCUGUCAUUGUAUUCUCCGAAAACUAUGAUUCCUUAAGGUGGUGUUUGGACAAACUUGUUAAGAUCCUUGACUGGAAGAAAUCACACCAACAAAUGGUGGUACCGGUAUUUUACAAGGUGAGUCCCUCGGAUGUGCGAAAUCAAAACGGUUGUUUUGGUGAUGGACUUGCUUACCUUGAGUGCAAAUAUAAGGAUAACGUUGACAAGAUCCAAAAAUGGAGGGCAGCUCCUUCAGAAGUAGCACACUUGUCUGGGUGGACUGUCUUGGAUAAGUAUACAUUAUUACUUUUACACUUCCUUCUGCUUUCGCUUGUUUCAAUUUCUCUACUCUUUUGGUAUGUAUAG